AUGCACAUCUCCGAAAUGACUUGCACUCGCAUCCAUAUCGCCAUCCUCGUGUGUGAUACGCCUAUCCAGCCUAUUGUCACAAAGUAUGGCGACUACUUCGCAAUAUUCCAAGAUCUUCUGAGGCAAGGCUUCAAAGACUUGCAAACAUCCGAAAAGUGCAAAGAUAUCACGGUGGAAUUUAGUGAACACCACAUGGUGGAUGAUAACCGAUUUCUUGAUGCAGAGAAAGUCGACGCCGUUCUUUUGACUGGAAGCAAGCACGAUGCCUGGGCUGAUGAUCAGUGGAUCUGUGAUCUCACAAGCAACAUUCGUGAGACCGUUUUGACACACAAGAAGCCCGUGGUUGGGAUUUGCUUCGGACAUCAAAUUCUUGCGCGGGCACUGGGAGCCCAAGUUGGGAGAAACGAAACUGGAUGGGAGGUUUCUGCCGAGAAGCUCGCCCUAACUGAGGCUGGGAAGACACUGUUUGGAAAGGAUACACUGGCAAGUGAAGAAACACCCGAACAAGCUCAAAUUGCGGGAGAUUCUGAUUGA
Messenger RNA from Penicillium robsamsonii, 534 nucleotides. Its product is annotated as type 1 glutamine amidotransferase. Lineage: Eukaryota; Fungi; Ascomycota; Eurotiomycetes; Eurotiales; Aspergillaceae. The transcript has 2 exons. The record is from RefSeq and is a predicted model, not a curated record. Bases 1 to 534 code for a protein of 177 amino acids. Gene Ontology annotation, cellular component: cytosol; nucleus.